AUGACCAAUUUGAAUAAUUUAUGCAAAGUAUACUUUGGUCAUAAUUACUGUGCUACUUGCAGUCAUUUUGACCUUAAGAGAGCACAAAAAAAUAAUCCCGUGGAGACGAAAGAACAUUCAUUUAAAUUUAUCAUUGUCGGGAAAAACCAUACAGGAAAAAGUAGCAUCAUACGAAGAUAUGUUGAUGGAUUAUUUACUGACUACUACAAAAUUACGAUGGGAGUUGAUUUUGCUCUGAAAGUUAUUAAUUGGGACGCGAAGACUACAAUAAAAUUACAGUUAUGGGAUGUCCAAGGACAAGACUUCAACGAAAAGAUGACACAUGUUUACUUCAAGGAUGCUGUAGGUGCCUUUGUUGUUUAUGACGUAACUGAUGUAAAAACUUUUGAAAGUACCAAAAUGUGGAAAGAAGAUAUUGAUAAGAAAGUUUUCCUUCCUGAUGGUUGUAAGAUCCCAGUAGUUUUAUUGGCAAACAAGUGUGAUAAAGCGAAGGUUGGAAAUCAUAACAGUCCGGAAUAUCUCGACAAUUAUAUCCAAGACAAUGGUUAUAUAAAAUGGUUCGAAACAUCAGCAAAGACUGGUAUAAAUAUUGAUAAAGCCUUUAGAAGCUUAGUAGAAGAGGUCUAUGAAAGUUCUGAUAAAUCCGAUAAAAAAGAAACAACAGAUACUGAGAAUAUCAAACUUAAUGAUACUAGCGAGAAAGACGUAACUAAAUCCAGUUGCUGUUUUUAA
Messenger RNA from Trichoplax adhaerens, 732 nucleotides. RefSeq lists its product as uncharacterized. Gene Ontology annotation, cellular component: trans-Golgi network; vesicle; Golgi apparatus. The transcript has 7 exons. Gene Ontology annotation, molecular function: GTPase activity; GTP binding. The record is from RefSeq and is a predicted model, not a curated record. Bases 1 to 732 code for a protein of 243 amino acids. Gene Ontology annotation, biological process: vesicle-mediated transport. Lineage: Eukaryota; Metazoa; Placozoa; Uniplacotomia; Trichoplacea; Trichoplacidae.